AUGGACGUUCUGUGUUGGCUGCUGCUGCUGCUCCUACUGCUGUGCACGCAGCCGCACCAUGGCGCCAGAGCAAUGAAUGACAUUGGGGACUACGUGGGCUCCAACCUGGAGAUAUCCUGGCUCCCCAACCUGGAUGGCCUAAUGGAGGGCUAUGCUCGGAACUUCCGACCAGGCAUUGGAGGUCCUCCUGUGAAUGUGGCACUUGCCCUAGAGGUGGCCAGCAUUGACCACAUCUCAGAAGCAAACAUGGAAUACACCAUGACGGUGUUCCUGCACCAGAGCUGGCGAGACAGCAGGUUGUCCUACAACCAUACCAACGAGACCCUAGGCCUAGACAGCCGCUUUGUGGACAAGCUGUGGCUCCCUGACACCUUCAUUGUGAAUGCCAAGUCUGCCUGGUUCCAUGAUGUGACCGUGGAAAACAAGCUUAUCCGCCUACAGCCCGACGGGGUGAUUUUAUACAGCAUCCGCAUCACCUCCACAGUGGCCUGUGACAUGGACCUCGCCAAGUACCCCAUGGAUGAGCAGGAGUGCAUGCUGGACCUAGAGAGCUAUGGCUACUCUUCUGAAGACAUAGUCUAUUAUUGGUCAGAAAACCAGGAGCAGAUCCACGGACUGGACAGGCUGCAGCUGGCCCAGUUCACUAUCACCAGUUACCGCUUUACCACGGAGCUGAUGAACUUCAAAUCGGCGGGCCAGUUCCCACGGCUCAGCUUGCACUUCCAGCUUCGGAGGAACCGGGGUGUCUACAUCAUCCAGUCUUACAUGCCCUCUGUCCUCCUGGUUGCCAUGUCCUGGGUCUCCUUCUGGAUUAGCCAGGCAGCGGUGCCUGCCAGAGUAUCUUUAGGCAUCACCACUGUGCUGACAAUGACCACGCUCAUGGUCAGUGCCCGCUCCUCCCUGCCACGGGCUUCAGCUAUCAAGGCUCUGGAUGUGUAUUUCUGGAUCUGCUACGUCUUUGUGUUUGCUGCCCUGGUGGAGUAUGCAUUUGCCCACUUCAAUGCUGACUACAGGAAGAAACGGAAAGCCAAGGUCAAGGUCACGAAGCCAAGGACAGAGAUGGAUGUGAGGAAUGCCAUCGUCCUUUUCUCCCUCUCAGCUGCUGGGGUCAGUCAGGAGUUGGCUAUCUCCCGCCGUCAAGGCCGGGUGCCUGGGAACCUCAUGGGUUCCUAUAGGUCUGUGGAAGUGGAGGCCAAGAAGGAAGGAGGGUCCCGCCCAGGGGGCCCAGGAGGAAUCCGUUCCAGACUCAAACCCAUCGACGCAGACACCAUCGACAUUUAUGCCCGCGCUGUGUUCCCAGCAGCUUUUGCAGCAGUCAACAUCAUCUACUGGGCUGCAUACACCAUGUGA
Messenger RNA from Apodemus sylvaticus (European woodmouse), 1350 nucleotides. RefSeq names its product gamma-aminobutyric acid type A receptor subunit delta (gene Gabrd). Gene Ontology annotation, molecular function: extracellular ligand-gated monoatomic ion channel activity; neurotransmitter receptor activity; GABA-A receptor activity. The transcript has 9 exons. The coding region runs from base 1 to 1350 and encodes 449 amino acids. Gene Ontology annotation, biological process: chemical synaptic transmission; monoatomic ion transmembrane transport; regulation of membrane potential. Gene Ontology annotation, cellular component: neuron projection; membrane; synapse. Lineage: Eukaryota; Metazoa; Chordata; Mammalia; Rodentia; Muridae. The record is from RefSeq and is a predicted model, not a curated record.